UUUAAAAGAGAAGCUGGAGGAAUACAUGGUCCGUUUUGCCAAAGUGAGGAUUGUACGUACCAAGAAACGAGAAGGGCUCAUUCGGACCAGACUGUUAGGAGCCUCGCUGGCUAGAGGAGAAGUCUUGACAUUUCUGGAUUCCCAUUGCGAAGUCAACGUGAAUUGGCUGCCUCCCCUGCUUAACCAGAUUGCACUAAACCACAAAACCAUCGUGUGUCCUAUGAUCGAUGUCAUUGACCACAAUCAUUUUGGCUACGAGGCACAGGCAGGGGAUGCCAUGCGAGGAGCUUUUGACUGGGAAAUGUACUACAAAAGAAUCCCGAUUCCUCCUGAGCUCCAGAGAGCUGAUCCCAGCGACCCCUUUGAGUCUCCUGUGAUGGCUGGAGGUCUAUUUGCCGUUAACCGGAAGUGGUUUUGGGAGCUGGGAGGCUAUGAUCCAGGAUUAGAAAUAUGGGGAGGAGAGCAGUAUGAAAUCUCCUUUAAGGUGUGGAUGUGUGGAGGUGGCAUGUUCGAUGUUCCAUGCUCUAGAGUUGGGCAUAUCUACAGGAAGUAUGUCCCUUAUAAAGUUCCUUCUGGCACCAGCCUAGCACGUAACCUGAAGCGUGUGGCGGAGACAUGGAUGGAUGAGUUUGCAGAGUACAUUUACCAGCGACGGCCCGAGUACAGGCAUCUCUCGACUGGUGACAUCUCUGCCCAGAAGGAACUUCGCAAGCACCUGAAAUGUAAAGAUUUCAAGUGGUUCAUGGCUGCAGUGGCUUGGGAUGUCCCCAAAUAUUACCCACCUGUGGAGCCUCCACCUGCUGCCUGGGGGGAGAUUCGAAAUGUGGCAGCCAAUCUCUGUGUGGACAGCAAACAUGGAGCCACAGGGACUGAACUAAGGCUAGACAUUUGUGUGAAGGAUGGCUCAGAACGGACAUGGUCACAUGAACAGCUGUUCACCUUCGGCUGGAGAGAAGACAUCCGUCCCGGGGAGCCACUUCACACCAGGAAGUUCUGCUUCGAUGCCAUCUCACACAGUAGCCCUGUCACACUGUAUGACUGUCAUGGGAUGAAGGGGAACCAGCACUGGAGCUAUAGGAAGGUCGGAGUCACUGUGGGUCAUUUCAGAGAUUAAGACUGUCUUGAGCCUAUACUCAGUCUAGUGCAGACUUGUACUUUCCCUUCAGAGAAGUUGCUCUUUAAAAUCCAAUCUGUUUUAUUCCAAUUUAAUUUUGUAGUAAACUCUCUGGAGUGUGUUCUCAUUGAGCAUUCAGCUACUUGUGUCAAAUUUAAAUGGAAGUGGAUCUGAUCCAGCUCAGAGUGUGUCCAUGUUGAGUGUCUGAAAGGUGUUAUAUCAUUCUGGCAUUUGAAGCUUCUAGUGUCAUUUUAAGUGAGACACUGUUGAAAAUAUUUGCAUCUGACGUGACAGAAUGAAGAAAUGCUGCUCAAGAGUUAAACAUUACUAUUUUACUACAUUUUACAAGUGGCAGAAACGUCUACCUCAAAAAACCCCAAACCAACAUUAAAAGCACUGCUGUAAGCCUGAAGACAUCAAGAGUUUAUAAAUUAAAGAUAAGCAGCUUAGACACUACUUUGAUCUGCCAAGUUCUGCCCAUUUUGAGCAAUCACUAAAACAGGAGGUCAAGCUAGGAAAUGAGAGUGCCUCAUUUGGGGUAUAAAAAGUCCUGGUAAUGCUACCAGGUUUUUUAAAGAAUGAUUAAUCAGCAAGUUGUCUAGAUUAAACAUUUUGCUAAUAAACUCUAUUCCAUGCAGGGUAAGGACGUACAUUUCUGUGAUGAACUGAGUGCUUCUUCUCAUACAUCCUUUGAUUUUCUAAAACCACUGUGCCUUGUCCCCUACAUUGCUUAUUCUGUGACCUAGGUGGCAGGAAUUGGACCAUGCUAAGUAAGCCUCUGUAGUACUUUCUAGAUUAGAGUUAUUAGCAGGAAAAUAAUUUAGAAUUAUUAGAAGUAGCUUUGCCCCAAGUAUUUUGAGCACCUGCUUGUUAGCCUGUGCCGUUUUUUAACCAUAUUUCUGUUGCAAUCCGAGAUGUAUCACAGAAUUUUCCCAGAAUAUGUUCUCCUUCAGAUUUUACUCGUAGUGAAGUUAAAAGGUGUGAGCUGGCUAUUUAGAGGACAUAAAUAGUCGUGGCUGUAUUGCUGCAUAUAUGGCUUUAUAAUGUCAUUAUAAUCCCUUCUUGCUUCAGAACACUUCCAAUUUAUCUUUUUGAUUGCCCAAGCCAUACAAAAGAAGCUUUCAUACCCCUAGCACUUCAUUGGUGCCUAAUGUAGCUGGUUCAUAAGGAAAACGCAGAUCUGGAGCUGCCCUCUAUAUGGCUCAUCACCUUUGAUGCGGACAGAACGCAGCAGAUAACCCAAAGAAAUGACAUUUGAAGGGAAAAAAAAAAAUGCACGAUGUGAGAUCUAUUAAAUCCUCUGCACAGCUUCAUUUUUUAUUUCCAGAAAGUUGACAGGGCUCAUAUAAAAAUUCUCAACACAAGGCAGGCGUUUUCAUCUCAGCAAAAGGCACCACAACAUUUUGUGAUGAUGAAAGUACUGUCACAGUUCUAGCUGUAGUAAUAACCUGAUAGCAAGCUGAUCAGUUUGCAUGAGCACUUACUGCUGAACUAUGAAACUUCAAAUUAAAAAAAACCAAGUGUUGGAACAGUAAAAAUAUGCUCAUUAUUAUUAUUACUACUUAGGCUUAGUUUUAGUUUGGCUACCCACUAAGUACAUUUUGUUUCAUUGUAUUAGAUUUAAUGUAGAAAUUUUUGGUGGAGCAACUGUACCAAAAAAAAAAAACUGUUAUAAUGCUUACUUAGUUUUAAGAGCAUCCUGAAAAUAGGAUUUAUACUGUUCCCCAAAGACAAGAAAACUAUACAGCAAAAAGAUACUUCUAUCAGUUUAAUUGCAACGAUAGUAGAGCUCUUUACUGAGAGGACUGUAUGCAACAAAAAUUGCACUCUAAGUAAAUCAGAGUCAUAGACUGUGGUUCAGCAAGAAGUGCCUGCUUUUAGAAAACAAAGAGCAGAUCAGCAGCUGUGUUCUUUUCUCUGCAUCAUUUACAGAAGCUGUAGCUUUCUAAUGGUCAUGUGUCCAUCUUAUCAGUAAUUUUUUAAGAAAAGUGACUUAGGUCAGUAUCUUAUAAGAUGCUCAAUAGAAAGCAUUUCUUACUGUACUGUCAUAUCAUACUCUCAUAUACUGUCAUAUAAAACUAGAAGAUAAUAGUUUUUUUAAUAGCUUAAGCUACUUUCUCUUUUCAAGAUUAUUUGUAUCCUCAGGCUCUGAUUAAGUGUUUAAAAUUCUAGUAAGUCUAUGAUAGUGAGUAAUCAGUACUUUUAGGACCAGUUCAAACUUUGAGUCUGUAAUAAAACAGCGAAGUCUGCGUUUAAGAAAUCUCUGUAAAAAAUGAUGAACUAGACUGAGUCCAAAUAAUAUUGUGAACAACACUGUGGGUUAGAAAAAGGAAAUGAGUUUAAUAAUGGGGGAAACAAGCAUUGAUGCCAUAAUGGGGCUUUGAAAUCCAUUCUGGGAGCAAUGGGAAAAUGCUAAAAGUAGUAGAGAUAUUGGAGAAUAACAGCUUUCCAAGAGAAAGCCAUUUCCUUGACUGUGUUUAUGAUUUCUAAGCAUGUCAGAGCCAAAGAUCAACAGUGGAUACAGAUUUCCAUUCCUCCCAGUGAAGCAAUAUGCUGUUUUUUUCAGCAUAGUGUCACUCUGGAAUGAUAGGUAAUACAUUGGUUCUGAUAAAGUAUGAUUAAAUUUAUGUGCCCUAGUCUCAUCUGUAGAGCACAUGUAUUCAAGAGAGGGCUGAUUUAGUAGGUCUUUAAAAAAAUAAUGGUUAUAAUUGUACAAAAUCAAUUUCAUUAUACUAUAAUUCUACACUAAGCAUAGUGACUAUGAUAGAAGCUAGAGUGGCAACAUCAAAACCUGCGCCGAGAAUAGGGCCGUUUGUUCACACUCUCCUGACAGCUUCAGGGACAAACUGUAGAAGUUCACUCUUUACCCUGUGAGUUCAUAGAUUAUUCCUUCAGACAAUGAAAGACAUGUCAUUGUGAUAGUGGUUUUUAUCAUACGGACAUCUGUCCUACUGAAACUGCACUGGGGCUACUGACUAAUUUCAGAUAAACUACUGCAGCCACUGGCUGAUAAUGACUUCCAGUUGCUGUUGACCUUGGCCAUAGUUAUAGCAGUGACCUAGAAGAAAUGAACGGCUCUGUGUCUCAUUACCAAUCCCCUGAACUGUCGAGAACCAUUAUCUUAUGGAGAAGUUUCUCCUUCUGCAAACAGUAUUCAGACUUGCCUUUAUGCAGAAGAAAAAAAAAUCACUCUGCUCUUUUCAGAUGCUUGAAAAGUCUCCAGAAGGGUUCUUGUGGCUUGCUGUAAGGAGGAAUUUAUGUAUUUCCCUCAGAAAGUUCUUCUCUGGGGUGCAUGUAACUGUCACCCAUUGAAGUCCUCAGCCUGUUUUUAUUGAGUUCCAUAAGAACUGCAGGCUUUGACCUUAGGUCAGUGUAAGCUGGAGAUGAUAAAUUAAUAGGCCAUUAUACAUAGCUAAGGCAGCCAGAAGUUUUCCCACAGUAACUGUGUCCCUCUCCUUAAGAAAUGCUCUUCUCUCCUAAUAACCAGACCAGCUGAAAGAAGCACCAACAAUGCUUCAUUCAAGAAUUGUAUCCCCUGGAUUUUUCUGUAAGAAGACAGACCGUGGGCUCUUUUGUGAAGGCUGGCAUGUUUCUCGUAGCAUGCAUUUUGUACUGAAGCAGCUUCCUCUCUUCUUGUACCAGCUACUGUGUUAAAGCUUCUAGCAUUCCAGCCUCAGCUCCCCAGUAGCUUGGCUGAGCCCUUCCCAAGCUACAACAUGACACAAACCAGCUGUCCCCUUUCCACAGGGCACCACAGCAGGUGGGCAGCCAUGGUACCCCUCCUCACUCCUAGCCCAGUCAAGACUGCUCCAUCAGGCACCCACAGAGCGGCAGGAGGAGCUGACAAAGGGCUGAAGGGCACCUAACCACCCCACGGGUUCUUGGGAGCUCUGGUAGGGUCUCCUGCUAUACAGGAUAUGAUAGCCCUACGUGCACAUUGCCUGUGAUUGUAAGCUGCUCUCUGUACAGAGCAGAUUAGGGCCUAUGGUCUCCCUAUCCACACAAAACUGGUUCCUUUAAUUAGCCAUGCAGGCUUUGACCACAUCGCUCAGAAUUACUCUCUUGUGAGUGCAUGCAUUUAGGGUGAAGAGUUGGGGUGAAAGCCAGUUUUUUUGAAAGGCAGGUAGAGCACUAUCACCCUCCAGUAGAGCAUGGUGCUACAUUUUUGAAUUUGCUCUC
Molecule: messenger RNA, 5293 nt
Organism: Phasianus colchicus (ring-necked pheasant)
Lineage: Eukaryota; Metazoa; Chordata; Aves; Galliformes; Phasianidae
Gene: GALNTL6
Product: polypeptide N-acetylgalactosaminyltransferase like 6
Biological process (GO): protein O-linked glycosylation
Cellular component (GO): Golgi apparatus
Molecular function (GO): polypeptide N-acetylgalactosaminyltransferase activity
Source: RefSeq, a predicted model, not a curated record